Messenger RNA from Spirometra erinaceieuropaei, 1837 nucleotides. Lineage: Eukaryota; Metazoa; Platyhelminthes; Cestoda; Diphyllobothriidea; Diphyllobothriidae. The record is from the annotation of a GenBank genome assembly.
AUGUCCACGCGCGUCGUCUUUCUGUGCAUAAAAGCAGUCUCGCCUUCACCCGUCUUGGCGCGUGCGAAUGGGCCGGUCCCUGGGAGGUGAGUGCGAUUUUUGUCUCCUACGCUAUCCCGUUUUUAUGAUUGUAACCGGUAAUUUAAAAAUCUUAUAGGGCCUAUGCCAGCUUGUCAUGAACACCUCUAUGUUAUACAGCUCCAGUAGUGGAUUCGUGUUGCAGAUAAGUCUCGUGGUGAAUUGCUUUCGCUUUGUUGUGCUGGCACGCAUUUAGCGGACAGCAGUGUUGCCUUACCCGUGAACAGACUUUUGCGUGCUUUGUCACUGGCGCCACCACCUAUUCUGUCGAAAUUUGGCACGUGUGCGGGACGCGUAGACGGGGUGUCUAUCUUUGCCAGCCAUUGCGCCCGAAUCCAUCUCUGGUCGCCUUGAUGGUUUCUUGUAGUCACAGGGGGAGUAUGUGGUAGAUGCUGCGCAAGUCGCCGCUGCUUCGCCCAUCCUGUGGGGUACACGGUGAACGUCGUUGUCCGUGAACCUCAAGCACUCACAGAGCGAGGCUUGUGCCAUAGCGGUCUCCGCGACCGAUCUCCAGACGGCAUAGCUUUUACUCAUCAGUGAUCUCACUAGAGAAAGAGAAAGUGAGACCGACCUAGCUCACAAUUUCUUCGUCACCUAAUGCGCUCUUCAAACAAUUACGACUAGUCAAAUGUUGUGGCCUAGGAGGCUGCCAACAAACCGAUUAACUCGAUUGUCCAGCGGAUUAGACUACGGUCACUACCGCCAUGGUUCCUUUACAGCCUGAACAGAGAUUCAAGACUUCUUCCUAAGGCCGGACUCGUGUGCGUUUAAGGGCCAUCAUUUGAGUGACGUGCGUAACCACGAAUUCGGUUGCAUCAGCCAUUGCGUCCUCGUCUUGCGUCCUGGAAACGUGACGGGUGUUGGUGAAUCAUUUGGGCCUCUGAAGCAAUAUGCCACAUCCAGAUGUCACAGCCGGAAGAUAUGCGUCGUGUGACAGUUUUGGCAUUCUCUAUUCUCCUUACCUGGUCGUUAAAAUCUCCUACUAGUUCUUACUUACGAACAAGGGAUUCGACUGACGUCAUGCACUGAAAUACUCAGUGUCUGACCGCCUCUUUCGUGUGUUAACGUUUCAGCGGUUGAGUAGCACGGGGUAGCUCGACUGUCGCAGGCACCCGUUUAGUUCGGAAUAGCCCCGGCCACGACUUUGCGCGUCUGAACUGUCAUAGUGAGAACUCCUCAGGACCCAAACCUGCCAGUCGACCGCAGAUGAGAUCUGGCUUCCAGGCUGGCUUUGGCGUUAAAACACUCGUCUACGCGUGCCUUUCUCGUGCUCGCCCUUCGCCACAUAGUCCUUCCAUGACUGAGAUGUUCACGUCCUGCCCGCCCACCACAGCCUUCAUAAUUUCGUGACCCCCGACGGCUUCAGUCAAGUUUCCAGUUGAUGAUACCCUUGCUCUCUCUACCUGUCUCUUGCUGUAGGGCCAUCUCGUAUGUUCACCCGCCGGCCCACACCAUCCCCUUCCUCGCAGCGACCGCCUCCAUGCUGGGCGUUGUGGUCACCUACCCGAUGGCCCUCAUCCGCUCGAAGAUGCAGGCCUCCUUCUACUGGAAACAGCCCCUCCAUGCCGGCGGCAACCCGCACCCCAAGCUCACCCUGCCCAGUCUACUCUCGGCCAUUUGGCGCGAUGACGGUGUCAUCGGUCUCUACCGGGGAAUGGGCGCCAAUCUGGUCAAGGUUCUGCCCGCUACUGCCAUAAGCAUGCUCACCUAUGAGUCCAUCCGGCGGAAAUGCAACCUCGGUCCAAUGGGCUCGGGGUAG